Molecule: messenger RNA, 2107 nt
Organism: Homarus americanus (American lobster)
Lineage: Eukaryota; Metazoa; Arthropoda; Malacostraca; Decapoda; Nephropidae
Product: glycogenin-1-like
Exons: 7
Coding region: 42-1079 (345 amino acids)
Cellular component (GO): cytoplasm
Molecular function (GO): glycosyltransferase activity
Source: RefSeq, a predicted model, not a curated record
UAUAAUAAAUAUGUAUAUAAAUUAAGUUUAUUUGUGCCUUAAUGUGGGAAAAUAAGGUCAAGAUGAAGAGUCACUCGAGUCAGGACACAUUGUUCAAGGUCACAGACGUCAUCACAGAGGGCUGGACCAUGUCGCAGGCAUAUGUCACCCUGGCCACCAACGAUGGCUAUGCCAUUGGAGCUCUGGUACUGGGACACUCCCUCCGCUCGAACAACACCACUAAAGACCUCGUCAUCAUGAUCGCUCCUGCCGUCUCUGAAGCAAUAAAGUCCAUGUUGGAGUCCGUAUUCAACAAAGUGAUAAUUGUAGACGUCCUGGACUCCAGAGACUCUGCUCACCUGUCACUCCUGAAGCGGCCAGAACUUGGGGUCACCUUCACCAAACUUCACUGCUGGACACUAACACAAUACUCAAAAUGUGUCUUCCUCGAUGCUGAUAUGCUGUGUGUGCAAAACCCAGACGAUCUCUUCUCUCAUCCUGAACUCACUGCGGUUUGUGACAUUGGAUGGCCCGACUGCUUUAAUUCCGGCAUGUUUGUGCUUGUGCCUUCCGUAGACACAUAUGGCAAGCUCCUCCAACAUGCAGAAACGAGUGGUAGCUUUGAUGGAGGUGACCAAGGCCUUCUAAACUCUUACUUCCCUAAUUGGCAACGGGUCUCCUUCAUAUACAACAUGGUCGCCUCUGCUACAUACACCUACUUACCAGCAUACAAACAGUUUGGAGCAAAUGCCAAGUUGGUUCAUUUCCUUGGGGCUCUGAAGCCAUGGCAGCACCGUUAUGAUGCCGGCUCUGGUUCAGUACACACGGCACCUGGCUACGAACACCUCGCUCCCUACCUCAACUCCUGGUGGGCACUCUACAAUCGUCUUGUCAAACCAGGUGUCCCAGAAAUGGAUCUUCAAAGAGCGCUGGAAGUGAAGUCUCCUGUUGAAGAAGUAAAGGACAGGAGUGGCAAUAAGGAGAGUGAAAACUUAGACAUGGCAGCUCCAACAGAGAGCGAGGUGCAGGAGGUAAACAAGUCUUGUUACUAUGAAUCUUUUCUGACUUGGAUGGGGCAAGGAGGCAAAGCUUUGUCUUGAAAAUCCACGUGAAGACCUCGACUAAAUUUUGAGGUGGAGGACUUGGCCUGCUUUGAGCUGCUGAUUUUUACAAAGAUGUGCAUGUGGUUUUUUGGAAUAUUUCUUCACUUUAAAUUUCUUGAAUAUUCCUGAUUCCACAAAUUGGUCAUUGGGAUUGAUUCACUCACUUGGCUAUCCUUGCAACAUGAAUUGCUUGUUGUCAUGGGGUUUAUAUGUGGAUUAUUAUGAGCUUAAUUUUCUUGCUCUUGUCCUUAUAUCUGGCACUUUUCCCCCAAGUUUUAGAUUGACAGAAAUGUAUACUGUAUUGCAGUACAAGUGGUAAUCGGGAAAAUUUCACAGCCAGACAUCAAUGUAUUGUUGUUCAUGAAAUAAUUCUGGUGUUUUUAAAUUUUGUAACAACUGAGUUUUGCCAUUUUAGAAGUUUUGUUGGUCCCACUCUUAUGUUCUAUAACCUUGGGCAUAGGAUGGAUAGCGACCAGAUUAUUAACAGGUAAAAGUUGUGGAGAUUUAGGAGAAUGGGGAAGCAGUAUAUAUAUUAUUGUUAAUGGUUACCAAUGUAAUAAUACACGGGUCAGAACAUGCAUGUGAAACUGCAGUCAAACUUUAUCGCACCUUUUUUGCAUGUUAAAUCUACACAUUUUGUUUUUUCUCUUGCUGAUGCCGGUCAACAUAAUAUUCUCGUAACAUUGUCAUACAGCAGGUAAUCCAACGUAACUACUUGUUCAGGGUCCCAAGACAGGAUAGAACUCCAUAUAGUAUUGAUGGCAUUUAAAAUUUUGAAGUGUGAAAAGGAUUUGCUUUUUCCCCACAUGAUGGUAAUUGGUUUUAUUUAAUACAUUUAUUACCAGGAAUUUGGUCCUUUAUCAUGCAGCAUUAUAUUUGUUAAAUUCUUGACUUAACUUAUCCAAAAAUUAAGAAAAUAAAUUGUUCAACCAGUGUCUAGGUUAUUGACUAUAGUUAGAAAAACCAUAUUCUAAAUUUUCAUUCUCUGCAUUGUUAAAAAUCACUAGUGAAGUUAUUUACAACAU